AUGGCCGACGAUACCCGGCAGCCAAACGGUCAGCCCAAGGGCGCCAUCCAAGAGGACCUCUCCUGCGAAGCUCUCACCGCUCACCCCGAGAACAAACCCUUCGAAGGCCAACAAUGGCAAGUCCAAAAUGGCAAGACCAUGCCAUACAAACCACCCGAGAACGCGAACAUGAUGCCUGGAGGGACACAGCACACAGCAGGUGGAGAGACUCCCGAGGUGAAUCUGUAUAAUGCGUUGCAUGUUGGGCAGCCUAUAACGGAGAUACAUAAACGGCCUUGCGUAAGGGACGCGCUUUUGACGGGAAUUGGGGGAGGCUUUGCGACAGGCGGAGUCAGGGCGAUCUUCGGAGCCCCAAUCUUCAAAGCCUGCAACUGGGCAGUUGGGACAUUCUGCGUCGGAGCGGGAAUCAUGUAUCAGACCUGCAUGUAUAAACGGCAGGCGGAGAAGGAGGGGAUGAUGAGGGCUGUGGAGAUUUUGAAUAAGAAGGAGAUGGAGAAGAAGGCGAGGGAGCAGAGGAAGGAGGCGAUGAGGGAAGAGAGACGGCAGGCCAAGGAGAAGGAGCAGGAUGCGCAGUUUGCGGCGUUGAACAUGGCGGCACCGAGUGGGAACAAUGGGAAACCGUGGUGGAAGAUCUGGUGA
Molecule: messenger RNA, 639 nt
Organism: Fulvia fulva
Lineage: Eukaryota; Fungi; Ascomycota; Dothideomycetes; Mycosphaerellales; Mycosphaerellaceae
Exons: 2
Coding region: 1-639 (212 amino acids)
Biological process (GO): mitochondrial respiratory chain complex IV assembly
Cellular component (GO): mitochondrion; mitochondrial inner membrane
Source: RefSeq, a predicted model, not a curated record